Pseudocercospora fijiensis CIRAD86 is the source of this 1707-nucleotide messenger RNA. RefSeq lists its product as uncharacterized. The transcript has 6 exons. NCBI's taxonomy places the organism in Eukaryota, Fungi, Ascomycota, Dothideomycetes, Mycosphaerellales, Mycosphaerellaceae. Bases 1 to 1707 code for a protein of 568 amino acids. The record is from RefSeq and is a predicted model, not a curated record.
AUGUUUGUCAUUCGCGUCGAGGGCACAAGCCUCGACUCCUUUGUCAGUGAAGCCAUUUCCAUAUCCAUACAUUUCAUGCAUCUUCAAUCAAUUAUCAAUUGCUCCCUCUGCUAUCCUUUAUCAAUCAGGUCAAAUGAUAUCGAGUCUCGAGACUGCACUGGAGAGCUUUCAGUUCUCCCUAUGCUGCUUGUAUAUAUACCGACUGGGAUCCUUUGUCAGCUCCCGAAUUCCGACCCAGUUUCCCCAGACACUUCACUUACUUCAACACUCGGUCCUUCACUUUUCCAUCAGAAUGACAAUGGCCUGUCGAUUCCAGUCCUUACCGAUGCAAGGGGCCAGAAGAUCCUGAAACCUAGCAGUCUCAAAUCCAGGCGCAAAGCUCCGAAACCGCCCAUUGCCUUGCCCGUGGUCUCUGCUCCCAACGAGGCUUCUGUCCAGCCCAUAAAGCCCCUUCUCAGCGGGCGUAAUCGCGUCGCGGCUCGACGUUCGACAUUACUGCCCCUGCGCACAGUUUCACAGCAGCGACUCGCGCUACUGACCGCGCAAUCAAGCGUCGUACCGCUUCCGACGCCAAAUCUCAAAAACCGUACAUCUUUCCUAGCGAGGUUGUCCCAAAGUCGUGUCAGCCCAGCAGUCCUCCGGUCUCUCGGGCUCCGGCGGUGGAUACCCGGAUCCGGUCUGCUGAGAUCGUCCAGACGAAGACCCGAGGACUGUGGCGACAUCUACAGCCUGCAAUCCAUGCUGGGACUUCGCGCCGCUGAAAGUAGCUUGUCUAAUGUCACACUCUUAUCGUUGGACCUGGAAUGGCGGCCGUCACCAGGCUCGUUUCAAAUCACCGAGAUCGGGAUCUCGGUGCUGAAGACGAAGAACAUCAGAGGUGCGGCUUUUGGGCCUUACGGGCAUGGUUGGUUCGCCAAAAUGGAGCAUCGUACGCAAUCUCCCACUGCUGCCAUUUGUUUCGGCACUGACCACUUAGAUCCAAAGCCAAUCGCUCCCUCUCUGUUCGCGAGCACCCAGAGACUUUCCCAUGUCCAGGCCAGAGAGGAGAUUGCAAGAGUCAUCGCAUCCUUGGACUCUGACAACGACCCGGGUCAAUUGGUCAUUGUCGGGCAGUCCGUAGAGGGAGACAUCCAGAGGCUGCGCAGAGAUCCUUUGUAUGCCAUUGACAUGAGAAAAUGCUCCGGCGCCGACAUGCCGUUCCAUUCCAUCCUGGAUACCUUCGACCUGGCGCGUGCAGCACGGCGCCGAGGCACCAGGUUUAGGACCCUCCGCCUAUCUGGCAUCGCUCGCACCGCCGGCAUCGAUCCAAAAUACUGGAUGAAGCAACGCGACCUGUUCGGCAAUGUUUCCGCGCUGGUCGGAGUCCACAACGCCAGCAACGAUGCCGCCUACGCUCUUAUGACGGCACUGCUGCUGGGCAUGAGGUGGAACGAUCUCGUCGGCUCGGAGGAGAAGCGAAUGGCGAGGGCACGCGUGUGGAAUACGAGUCGUGGCACCAGACUCCCUGCACAAGUGGCCGUCAAAACCUUCACCGACGAGGAGUGGAAGGCGUGUGCACCCGCGGCACGCGCUCGGAAAAAACGUUGGAGGACACAUCGCGAUCGAAGACAAGCGCGGACAGAAGAAGCUGAGAUGGAAGAGACGACGACGGAGAUCGAGAGACCCGACUGGCUGCAGUGGAUCACAUCUCUUUUCAGUCGGACUUGA